Molecule: messenger RNA, 1805 nt
Organism: Sitophilus oryzae (rice weevil)
Lineage: Eukaryota; Metazoa; Arthropoda; Insecta; Coleoptera; Curculionidae
Product: alanine--glyoxylate aminotransferase 2, mitochondrial
Exons: 9
Coding region: 268-1758 (496 amino acids)
Biological process (GO): glyoxylate catabolic process
Cellular component (GO): mitochondrion
Molecular function (GO): L-alanine:glyoxylate transaminase activity; pyridoxal phosphate binding
Source: RefSeq, a predicted model, not a curated record
UUACCGUUGCGGAAUAACACCCAUAUUAAGGUUUAAAUAGGUAGACAUAAUAAAAAUAUCCAAAUUACUGCUCUGUCCCAUAAAUGCUGUAAAUAUUAAGAAAAAUUACAUGUUUGUUAUUAAAAAAAAUCAGUAAGCAACAUGCAUUCCACCUUUUUAAACAGACUCUUUUGUUAUCAUUAAAAUUUGCAAACAUUUCUUCUUUUAUAUUUGUUUAUUUUAUGAUAUUGCAGAAGAAUUCCAACGAAAUAUCAGUGUCACUUUGUGAUGUGUAUGCCUAAGUUUCCUUUCAAUUUCGCGCUACAGUUUUAUAAAAAUGGUUUACUCUCUGGAAUAAACAAGAGCAACAGGAAGAACAGAAGGGAACAGGAGUACACGCGGUAUACACUUAUUUGUUUAUUUGGCACAGUUGGUCUUUCCUUUAAAGACAUUGAAGCUAUCAGAAAGAGGCAUUUAAAUCCAGCAUUAACCACUUAUUAUAGUAAACCAUUUGCAAUUAGUCAAGGGCAUAUGCAGUGGUUGUUUGAUUUGGACGGAAAACGAUAUUUAGACAUGUUUGGAGGAAUAUGUACGGUGUCUGUAGGUCACUGUCAUCCAAAGAUUACUAAAGCAGUUGCUGAACAAAUGGAAAUAUUAGGACAUUGUUCAAACGUAUACUAUAAUGAAAAUAUCUCUAAGUAUGCAAAAAAGUUAUCAGAAAAAUUACCUGGAAAAUUAAAGGUUAUAUAUUUUGUAAAUAGCGGAUCUGAAGCUAAUGAUUUGGCGGUACUUUUAGCACGAAACUUCACGAAGAACUUUAAUGUGAUGUCCCUAAAAAACUGCUAUCAUGGAAUGACAUAUCAAACGAUGGCAUUAACAUCAAACGCACACUAUAAAUAUCCUGUUCCUCAAAAUCCCGGAUUUUUCAACACAGUCAAUCCCGAUGUAUAUAGAGGUAUAUGGGGAGGAGAAAAGUGUAGAGAUGGCCCUGUUCAGACCAAAAGAAGUUGCGAUUGUGGAAACGAAUGCGAAGCAGGUCAAAAAUAUAUCGAACAAUUUCAAGACGAAUUCAAAUAUACUAUUUCGAAGAAUGGUUUAGCUGCAUUCUUUGCCGAAUCGAUUCAAGGCGUUGGAGGAACUGUCCAAUUUCCCAAAAAUUAUAUCAAAAAUGUGUCUAAAAUUGUGAAAGAUAAUGGUGGACUCUUCGUAGCUGAUGAAGUACAAACUGGUUUUGGAAGGACAGGUGAUUACUUUUGGGGAUUUGAAGGUCAUAACAUUGAACCGGAUAUUGUUACUAUGGCAAAAGGUAUUGGAAAUGGUUAUCCGCUUGCUGCGGUGGCUACCACCGAAGAAAUUGCAAGCAGCUUGACUAAAGCGUCUCAUUUUAAUACAUAUGGAGGUAAUCCAAUUGCAAGCACGGUCGGUUUAUCAGUUUUAAAUAUUAUAGAAGAAGAAAAUUUACAAGAGAAUUCGAAAACUAUUGGAACUCAUCUUUUGUUAAGACUCUCUGAGCUUAUGGACGAGUUUGAUUUUGUUGGUGAUGUACGCGGAAAAGGAUUAAUGAUAGGCGUUGAGUUAGUGUCAGAUAGAAAUAGCAGGCAACCUUUAUCACCAGAGAAAAUGACUAAAAUUUGGGAAGCGUGUAGGGAUCUUGGACUUAUUAUUGGAAGAGGAGGAUUACAUGGAAAUGUAUUUCGAAUUAAGCCUCCGAUGUGUAUUUCCAAAUUAGACGCAGAUUUUACAGUGGAUGUGUUACGGUACGCCUUAAACAGAUUGUAAAAAAUGAAAACAUUGUCCUAUACAAAUAAAGCUCCUUUUGUAUAAAA